Kwoniella shivajii is the source of this 1638-nucleotide messenger RNA. RefSeq lists its product as uncharacterized. The transcript has 8 exons. The record is from RefSeq and is a predicted model, not a curated record. Lineage: Eukaryota; Fungi; Basidiomycota; Tremellomycetes; Tremellales; Cryptococcaceae. Gene Ontology annotation, cellular component: P-body. The coding region runs from base 1 to 1638 and encodes 545 amino acids. Gene Ontology annotation, biological process: protein modification process.
AUGACUUUGACCGAAGGAUACAGUGAUAAGACGUUGGAAGCAUUCGUAUCGUUUCCUUCACCUUACACUCAAUCGUUGCUGGUUCAAGCUUUGGUCUCUGUACUACCUUCACUGAAGCUCUCAUUGGCUCCAUAUCCUGAAGAUCAGCCUCCUGCGCUACAAUGGGCAGAUUACGAUCUACUUUCAUUUGAUAAACCACAUUCCAACCCAACAAAAUACCUGAUAUCAUCAUAUAUAUAUCGCAAGGCGUUAAUAAGGAAACAUCAAUUACAUUCAACGAUAAUCGCUUAUUUGGCAAAAUGUGAUCAUAGAGGAAUCGAAAGUGUCUUGAAAAAAGGUGGUGUACCAAAAGGAUGGAAUGUGGAAAUUCAAUUCAUGGAUGAAUUAGAUGAAUUGUUAUUAGACGAUCUAUAUGAUUUAUACGAAGGAUUGAAAGAGAAUGAGGAGAAAUUGGAUCAAGACAGAAAAUGGUUUAUAUUAAAGCCUGGAUUCGCAGAUCGCGCUCAAGGUAUAAGAAUGUUCUCUACUGAAGAUCAAUUGCGAGCAAUCUUCCAAGAGUUUGAACCCCCUUCUUCAGAUGAAGGGGACUAUGACGACGAAAAUGAUGAGGAAGAGAUGGAAACAACGGAAGCGGACGAGGAAAAUGCAGCCUCAGUCGACGGGAUGAUCGACGUACUCGCUAGGAAAGCUGCUGAAAUGGGAUUUGACGGUGAAGAGGAAGACAAUCGACAAUUUGAUGUAGAGGACCACGACGAAGAUGAAGAAGAAGAAGAAGAGGAAGAUGGGACUGGAGUCAUGACGUCUCAAUUAAGGCAUUUCGUCAUUCAAGAAUAUAUGCCUGAUCCUGUUUUAUUUGAUAUCGCCCAACAAUCACAUCAACCCUCACUUUUCCUAGAAGGAUAUAAAUUUCACCUCCGAGCUUACGUCCUCGUCACAGCAGCAUAUACAGUCCAUCUAUCUCGAACUAUGUUGGCUCUUUUCUCCGGUUCUCCAUAUGCAUCACCUGUGUCGUCAUCAGACGGAGAAGAAAUGGAUCUAAAACCACAUUUGACGAAUACGUGUCUACAAACAGACGCGUUUGGGGCACCUGCACCACCAGAAGAACUGGUGAAGCUCUUUUGGGAAUUAGAAGGUCUCGAUGCUCUCUCUUUGUCUCGAGGAGGAAAGUAUGAACCAAAAGGGAAAGUCACGAAAGAAUGGCUAGAGAAAGUGUUCGAGAAGAGUGGAGAAGUUAUAAGUGAAGCUGUUAAAGCAGGAGCGGAAUGCGGUAGUUUCGGAUUACAAUUCAUGCCUAAUGCUUUUGAGAUAUUUGGAGUAGAUCUUAUUCUUUCUUUCCCUUCUUCAUCCUCUUCUACCCCUGAAGAAACAUUAGGAGAAUUACCUAUACCGACAGUAACAUUACUUGAAUUCAACGCAUCACCGGAUUUUCAUCAAUCUGGCUUAAGAUUUAAGAAAGAUUUAUUGGAGAUGUUCAAAGGUGUUAUCAGAAUAUCGAUAGCACCUUUCUUUGGAUUGACGAUAUCAGAUGACGAUGACGAGACCAAUGAAGGCAAAGAGACUGUAGAGUGGAAAGUGGGAGAAGAAAGGUAUAAUUGGACAUUGGUUGGGAAAGGUGCAAUUAGAGGAUCGGGGUGGUAG